Messenger RNA from Suillus subalutaceus, 799 nucleotides. RefSeq lists its product as uncharacterized. The record is from RefSeq and is a predicted model, not a curated record. The coding region runs from base 130 to 633 and encodes 167 amino acids. The transcript is spliced from 2 exons. Lineage: Eukaryota; Fungi; Basidiomycota; Agaricomycetes; Boletales; Suillaceae.
UUAUUACCAUCAAAACUGACGUAUAACGUUUGCAAGGCAGCUUCAUACUCUUCCGAGUCAUAGGCUCUCAGAAGGCUAAUUGAGCAGCAAUUGAACUGUAACCCAAUCAUCGUUGAGGAGACUCGCAAAAUGCAGUUGCAGAGCAUCAUCUACCCCAAGUCACCGGCCAUCGUUACUUUCUUGCUACUAACGAGCCUCCCACUCGUCGAUCCCACCUGGGUGGUACGGUCUCUCUGCGCAACUCAGCUUGGGAGGCGCCUACUCCGAGGGGGCUCUAGCAGGACCUUCGUGGAUAGUCUUUUCCAAAGACUCUAUCACGCAUUCUCCUCUACUUGUCUUCGUGUCCGCCUCUUAUUUCCAUUCCCCGCACGUUCACGAUGCGGAACAUUCCCCACGCUAGAAGCGGAAGCGAAAUAUUGGUGCAUUGCGGCUCGUUACCGACGUCACCUUGCACAGUCUAGUGCCCGUCGGCCGCCGCAUGAGACGUCUGAGAUACCUCUCGUGACGUAUUAUACCCCACGUCUUCUGCCUCAAUACCGCGAUGUACGACACCCCGACGAUGGAAGCGGUGAAUUUUGCAUAUCAGCCAAAACGUUUUGCAAGUGGCAUAGGAUGGUAUUUCGGGACCGGUAAGUCCUUCAUCUGACACUGCUGCUCAGAAGAAGUGACGCCUGCUUGGUGUUUGGGAUUGAAGCAUCACCCGACUCAUGCCCAAGCAGCUAUACGCAUGAAGUAUCACUCUCACAGAGACCUGAGAGAAAUGCAGCGGAUUGCGCGACUUCUGCCAAACGAACAAGUA